AUGGUUGAAUCCGAAGAUAACAAGGACAAGGCUCCUCGAAUCCACUGGAUCCAAAGCGAUGUUGAGGCCGGAGAAUCGAGACCGAGACCUGAACUACGUCGUUCAAACUCAAAUAUUUCCAUAAACAGCGUCUAUAGUAGAAGAGGAUCGAUCGAUCCGGCAUCUGCUCUCCCCAUCCAGUAUCGAACAGUAUCCCACCAGAUUGCUGAGUCGAAGGAAAAGAAUGCUGCAGAUAUUCAAAAGGCAAAGGACACAGCGGCGAAAGAACUUGCAAAUCUCGAUUGGCAUACUAUAUCACCGAAAGAAAUCUAUACACGCCUCUCCAGCUCUCCCUCUCAAGGUCUUUCAUCGGAACAAGCUAAGCGACGUCUCACGGAAUAUGGAAGAAAUCAAGACUGGUCCUCCUCCCGAGUCAUGGCCUCCAUCACGACGAUGCUACCGGACAGCUGCAUAGUUCUCCGUGAUGGUGGCAGAGUGACGAUAACAGCGACUGACAUUGUCCCUGGUGACAUUCUAUUUAUAAAGGCUGGAAACAAACUACCCGCAGAUGUGCGCUUCGUUGAAAUUUCGUCUGAUGCGAAGUUUGACAGGUCGAUCCUUACAGGCGAAUCUGCCCCGCUACCUGGCACUGUCGAUAGCAGUGAUGACAAUUACCUUGAGACGAAAUGCAUUGGUCUACAAGGAACUCAUUGCAUAUCAGGCAGUGGCACAGGUGUGGUGGUUUUGACGGGUGAUGCGACUGUCUUUGGCAAGAUCGCAAAGAUGACGAACGCCCCGAAAACUGGCUUAACUCCAUUGGAGCGCGAGGUCCUGAACUUUGUAAUAAUUAUCUGUUCCAUAAUGUUUACCAUGAUUAUUGUUGUCAUUAUUGUUUGGGCUGCAUAUUUGCGAAAAGAACAUCCAGAUUGGAUCAAUGUUCCCACUCUUAUCGUUGAUUGUGUCUCAGUCGCUAUUGCGUUUAUUCCUGAAGGCUUACCCAUAGCCAUGACUGCCUCGCUCACUAUUACUGCGAAUCUUAUGCGGAAGAACAAAAUCCUUUGCAAGUCUCUGAAGACUGUUGAGACGCUUGGUUCUGUCAGUGUUAUCUGUUCCGACAAGACGGGUACUCUCACCAAGAACAAAAUCAUGGAUCCUCAAGCAGCCCGAGAUGAAAUGAUGCAACAGUCUCAAAAGAAUGGCAAGACCAACGCAGUUGCCCAGUUGAGAGCAAUAGCAGUUCUAUGCAAUUCAGGAGAAUUCGAUGCGGCAAUAAACGACCUUCCUCUUCACGAACGCAAGAUCAACGGAGAUGCUACCGAUCAAGCAAUUCUGCGUUUUUCCGAGUCUCUUGGAUCAGUUUCCGAGAUUCGUGGGUUAUGGAAGAAGACAUUUGAGCUUGCCUUUAAUAGUAAGAACAAGUAUAUGAUCCGGACUUUCGAGCUUGGGCAGGAAGAAGAUCUGAAUAUUGCUCUGCCGUCAACCGAAGCUGCAACGUUCAGACCGGAAGACACGCUCCUUACCAUUAAAGACGCUCCCGAUGUCCUCAUUGGUCGAUGCACCAAGUAUACCGGUACGGAUGGAGAGACAAAAACUCUUGACGAUACCACCCGAGCCAAAUUCGAAGAGAUCAAGAACACUUGGUCUGCGACCGGGCGGCGUGUGCUUCUGUUGGCUAGGAAAACAAUAUGCAAGGAGCAAGUCAGAUCCUUGGCAUACUCAAGCCAAUUUGAAGACGUGGUCGUACACCAUGCUAGGUCUGACUUGACCCUGGUUGGAGUCGUGGGUAUCGUUGAUCCUCGUGACGAAAUCCCGUCUGUUGUUUCGAUUUUGCGAGGAGCGGGAAUUCGUAUCUUUAUGGUUACUGGCGACUUUGCCUUAACAGCACAAGCCAUCGCGGUCGAGUGUGGUAUUAUCACUAAUCCUCCACACCUUGUCAAGGGUGUCUCUGCCCUUUCUCGAGAUUAUGCGACUUCAAGCUUUGAAUCUGAUCCAGAGAAGAAAGUCGCCGUUGUUGACUCUGCAGCCAAGACCUCGAUUAUCCUUAGCGGCCCGGAGUUGAUCACUCUCAACGAGAAUCAGUGGGAGCAAUUGUGCACUUAUGAUGAAAUAGUCUUCGGUCGUACCACACCUGAGCAAAAGCUUCGCAUCGUCCGCGAGUUCCAAGGCCGAGAUGAAAUAGUAGGAAUGACUGGCGACGGAGUCAAUGAUGCUCCAUCCCUCAAAGCCGCUGACAUAGGUAUUGCUUUGGGGUCUGGCUCGGACAUCGCUAUCGAGGCCGCAGAUAUGUAUGGAAGGGUUGUUUUCGACAAUCUGAAGAAGACAAUUACCUACUUGCUUCCUGCUGGAUCAUUUUCUGAGUUCUGGCCUGUCAUGACCAAUGUCGUAUUUGGGCUCCCUCAAGUCCUCUCAUCUUUCUUGAUGAUCAUCAUCUGCUGCUUUACUGACUGCGCUGCGGCAACUGUUCUGGCAUAUGAGAGCCCAGAAGCUGAUGUCCUGCUUCGCAAACCUCGCAAGCCCAAGGUUGACCGUCUUGUUGACUGGAAGCUGAUACUGCAAUCAUAUGGUUUUAUCGGCGUCAUCGAAACUUUGACCUCCUUUGCAAUGUCGUAUUGGUAUCUUCAGCGUAGUGGCAUUCCAUUCAGUGCUCUUUGGUUCAAGUAUGGAACAUUACCAAACAAUAUCGAUCAAGAUUACUACAACGCCAGAUUAGCUGAAGCUUCAAGCAUUUACUUUGUCAACCUGGUUGUCAUGCAAUGGUUCAACCUUAUGGCUUCGCGCACACGUCGUCUCAGUAUCUUUCAGCAUCCACCUAUCCUCAACAAGCAGACUCAGAACUGGUACUUGUUCCCCGCGAUUGCUUUGGCUCUUUGUAUGGCUAUUUUCUGGCUCUAUAUUCCGCAACUUCAGAGCACUCUUCACACCAGUCGUGUCCCUGCUGAACAUUUCUUCCUGCCUGCUGCCUUUGGCUUGGGCAUUCUCUUCUUGGACGAGUUGAGAAAAUGGGGAGUUCGCAAAUGGCCUGGAGGAUUGCUGGAAAAUUGUGCUUGGUAGAGUGAGGUGGAGGGUAUC
Messenger RNA from Mollisia scopiformis, 3048 nucleotides. RefSeq names its product putative H /K ATPase alpha subunit. Gene Ontology annotation, biological process: potassium ion import across plasma membrane; intracellular potassium ion homeostasis; sodium ion export across plasma membrane. The transcript has 13 exons. Gene Ontology annotation, cellular component: membrane. The record is from RefSeq and is a predicted model, not a curated record. Gene Ontology annotation, molecular function: P-type sodium:potassium-exchanging transporter activity; ATP binding; ATP hydrolysis activity. NCBI's taxonomy places the organism in Eukaryota, Fungi, Ascomycota, Leotiomycetes, Helotiales, Mollisiaceae. Bases 1 to 3030 code for a protein of 1009 amino acids.